GGUUUUGCUACAGGUCUUAUGCUGAGCAUAUCAUUCUUUGACUUGGCCCAUAAUGCAUUGAACUCCAUUGGAUUCUUAAGGGGAAAUCUUUGGUUCUUUGCAGGUGUUGCUUUCUUUGCUCUCAUUUCAAGCUUCAUCCCAGAACCUAGUCUUUCUCCCAGUUCAGAAGUUCAGAACAAAAAGCAGAAAGGUGGGGAUGAUCGUGGAAAGAUUAUCAUGAAAAAACACCGCCGUCAAGUCCUCUUCAGUGGAAUCGUUACAGCAAUAGGCAUAAGCUUGCACAACUUUCCGGAGGGAAUGGCUGUAUUCCUUGGAUCAAUGAAGGUACCUAUCUUAGUUCAGCACUUUGUGAUUCAAUUUAAGAACAAUCUCA
Cuscuta europaea is the source of this 373-nucleotide messenger RNA. The record is from the annotation of a GenBank genome assembly. NCBI's taxonomy places the organism in Eukaryota, Viridiplantae, Streptophyta, Magnoliopsida, Solanales, Convolvulaceae.